Ceratina calcarata is the source of this 1879-nucleotide messenger RNA. It is a transcript of the gene Cbs, whose product is annotated as cystathionine beta-synthase. The record is from RefSeq and is a predicted model, not a curated record. The transcript has 6 exons. Gene Ontology annotation, molecular function: cystathionine beta-synthase activity. Bases 177 to 1697 code for a protein of 506 amino acids. Lineage: Eukaryota; Metazoa; Arthropoda; Insecta; Hymenoptera; Apidae. Gene Ontology annotation, cellular component: cytoplasm.
AUGCCUCGAGAAGAUAAGGCAGCAAGAAUUCACAUGGUUCGCGUCACAAAAUUCACCGAGUAAGGACGUAUCUUGAGAGCGAUCCGAUAUAUCACAAUCUUAUGAAAUACUCACGUCAAUCUCAUCGUCGAAUUUUAUCUAAUUAAACAUUUGUAAGUGUAUAAAAAAUAUUCAAUAUGGAUUUUAAACCGCCGAACCGAACCAGCUGCUGCACGUGGGAAUUAAAUGCCACGAAUUCACCGCAUACAUACAGAGUACAAAAUGCUGAUCGCGAUAGGAUCAUGCCCCACAUUCUAACUAAUAUUGGCCGGACUCCAAUCGUAAAACUAAACAAUAUUCGAAAAUCGUACGGAAUCAAAUGUGAACUGUAUGCAAAAUGCGAAUUCCUCAAUCCUGGUGGCUCUGUGAAAGACAGAAUCGGCUAUAGAAUGAUUCUGGACGCGGAGGAAAAGGGUACAUUGAAACCAGGGUAUACCAUCAUCGAACCCACGAGUGGGAAUACAGGAAUUGGUUUGGCGAUGGCUGCUGCGGUCAGAGGCUACAGAUGCAUCAUCGUCCUACCAGAAAAAAUGUCUGAUGAGAAAGUGUCGACUCUUCGAGCCCUUGGUGCUGAAAUUGUUAGGACACCGACGGAGGCGAGCUGGGACAGCCCUGAGGCUCACAUCAACGUCGCCCAGAAGCUGCAGCAGGAAAUACCAAACAGUGUUAUUCUCGAUCAGUACACUAACUCUGGAAAUCCGCUGGCUCAUUAUGACGGAACAGCGACUGAAAUCUGGGAACAGUGCGAGGGGAAGGUAGAUUACGUGAUAGUAGGAGCGGGGACAGGCGGCACUGUUGCUGGUAUCGGGAGAAAAUUUAAAGAAUUGGCGCCAGAGGUAAAAAUUGUAGCUGUGGACCCUAAAGGGAGUAUUCUAGAUCCCAGCAGUAAAUCGCCGGAGGAAAUUGGCUUCUAUGAAGUAGAAGGAAUCGGGUAUGACUUUAUACCCACGGUCCUAGAUCGUACGGUGAUCGACCAAUGGAUCAAGACUGAAGAUUGCGAAUCGUUAAAUGCUGCUAGAAUGCUUAUACGUCAAGAAGGUUUACUAUGCGGGGGUAGCAGUGGUGCUGCUCUCGUAGCUGCCCUUAAAAUAGCCAAAGACCUUCCCGAAGGGAAACGUGUAGUCAUGAUUCUACCGGAUGGUAUUCGCAAUUACUUAACUAAAUUCGUGUCGGAUCACUGGAUGGAGGCUCGAGGAUUUAUGGAAUCCAAGUGUGAGAAUGCAAAGAAUGAAUGGUGGUGGAUUAAAGAGAUCUCGAAUUUAAUUUUCGACAAGCCUUCCAUGUUCAGGGAAAAUACUGUGACCUGCCAGGAAGCAGUUCAUCUGUUAAAAAACGAAAAUACUCAACCGCUGCUCGUAACCGGUGAUGGCACGCACGUGAAAGGAAUCGUUACUUCGAAUAAACUUAUGUCGAGCAUAAUAUCGGGCGCAGUGCAAUCCACAGAUUUUAUGGAAAAAACUAUUAUCAAACAGUAUGUUAAAGUUCAUCCUUCGACGUCACUUGGUCGCCUAUCGCGUAUUCUUGAAAAAGAAACGUAUGCAAUAGUUCUAGAUAAUAAACGUGACGACACGUUUAUUGGUGUCGUAAACCAGUUUCACAUACUGAACUUUAUUAGCAAACACAAUGGUGCAAUAAUAUCAGAGAACCACAGUGGAUAAUAUUACGAUGAUCGUCUCUACUGUGAUUGUUUUACAUUUCAUACUUCGUCAAGAAGAAAUGGAUCUCUUAAUGUGAUCUCAGUUUUAGGAAUGCAUUUUUUUAAUUGUACAAACGUUUCGUGUCAAAAAUUAUUAAAUAAGUGAUUUUAUACUUAGAUUCUAUAAAUCUUAUUAUGGUUAAU